AUGGUUGAAUGGACCGAUACUCAAAUACGUAUCCUCAUCGAUGAGCGUAGAAAUAGAAAUGAAGAAUAUCAUAAUUUUGGAAGGAAUCGAAUCGGAUUUUGGAAUAGCAUCGCAACCCGAAUUAAUCAAGAACAUAAUACGAGCUUUAAUGGACACCAAUGUAAAGAAAAAUUUUCGAAUCUUGUUCGGGAUUACAAUUCGAUGUGCGAUUAUAUGGCAGGUAAUCGAAGAGCACGAAGAAGCCGAACGGGUGCACAAUAUUUCAAUGAAUUCCGUACACAUUUUUGGGAGAGGCCUAAAGACGAUUUUGAUAGAAUCCGUAACAUUAAUAGCUCUAAUCGUAGACAACGUAGAAUUGGGGGGAAUAAUACACCUACACCAUCUACUGGAGAAGUUGAACAUGUAUUAGGUCGAAGAAGUCAAAGACAAACAACAUUUCCACCUUUAUCCCAUGAUGCAAUAAACAUUAAUACAAACAACCCUGAGCAAAAUAUUAGCAUUCACCCGCCUCCGAUUGAAACAUUAUCUCCUCAACUACCACCUUAUGGGGCCACAGAUGGAGCACAAAAUAAUAACAAAUCUUCAGAAAUGAAUCAGAGACAUGUCGUUUCUAGCCAUGAAGUAGCUGACUCCGGCAAUAAUUUAACACCUAAUUUGCUAAAUAUAUCCUCAUCUGAAAACGAUAGUGGUAUUAGUAUGCACGAUGAGGAGAUAAUCAAAAAUUUCUACUAUGGAACCGAUUAA
Molecule: messenger RNA, 744 nt
Organism: Ambispora leptoticha
Lineage: Eukaryota; Fungi; Glomeromycota; Glomeromycetes; Archaeosporales; Ambisporaceae
Source: the annotation of a GenBank genome assembly